This is a messenger RNA of Nerophis ophidion (straightnose pipefish), 1534 nucleotides long. It is a transcript of the gene elp5, whose product is annotated as elongator acetyltransferase complex subunit 5. Gene Ontology annotation, cellular component: nucleus; elongator holoenzyme complex; cytosol. NCBI's taxonomy places the organism in Eukaryota, Metazoa, Chordata, Actinopteri, Syngnathiformes, Syngnathidae. The record is from RefSeq and is a predicted model, not a curated record. Gene Ontology annotation, biological process: tRNA wobble uridine modification. The transcript has 8 exons. The coding region runs from base 220 to 1110 and encodes 296 amino acids. Gene Ontology annotation, molecular function: tRNA binding.
GACUACAUUUCCCUUGAAGUUCAAACGCUGGGGAAUGGACUCGGCAUUGACAACCCGAGCUUCGCCUCGCCAUAAAGCUAAAUGCUGGAUGUUGCUUUUUGGCAAGAAAUUACAUUUGUUUGGGAUGAUUAAUGACAUGCGUCAAGUGAGAUAAAGAUAAGUAUUGAACAAUCUGACGCAGUUCGCCGUGUUUAGGAAGUAAAAGGAAAGAAUAAUCGUAUGUUAAUUGCUAGCACCAUGUUGCAUGAAUUAAUACAUGGAACAGACGCCGGGUGGUUGCUUUUAAUACAAGAUUCCUGCAGUUGUUCAGGACGGCGGCUUCUAUGGAGCUUCAUCAAGGCUGCGAUCAGGGAUGAAGUAGUCCAUGUCCUCAGCUUUGAGAGUAGUGAAGAUGAAAUGAAAGAAGGCUUGAAAGAUUUACCCUUUGAAAGGGUCCACUUUCAUGAUGGUCACAGCGACCCCCUUGGCUGGACCAGGGGCGACACCGCUUUUACGGUGGAUCGCUUCUGUUCAGAGGAAAUAACAUGUCUUGUCAAGCAGUCAUCACAACUCAGACCAGCUAUACUCGUCAUUGACUCGCUUUCAUGGAUUCUGAGACACCAUAGCACGCCUGCUGUCUGCCAGACCCUCCAGCAGCUUAAAAGAGGAGGAGCCUUACGAAACAUUGUUGCCCUCCUCCAUUCUGACUUGCACCAGUUGGGAACAGCGGCAAGUUUGUGUCACUUGGCGACAUCUGUCAUCACCGUGGCCGCUGGCCCUAAUGGGAAUGAGGCGAAGAUAACAAAGCGCUUGAAAUCGGGGAAGGUUUUGCAGGACGAGGAUAUUUUUACCAUAAAGGAGGAUCUUACGGUCAUCAGACAGAGCAAACCGAGCAAUGCGGUGCAGGUGCAGGAUCAGGAGACUGACCCGACUGCCAAUCUGACCUUCAACCUCAGACUGUCUGAGGCUGAGCGUGAUGCUAAGGAGAAGCUACCGCUUCCGUUUGUCUUCAGUCACCAGAAGAAAGAAGCACUGUUAAACCCAGGCGCUGGAAGAGGAAGAAUCACCUACGAGCCUGACGCUAAUGACGACUAUGACCAGGAAGAUCCGGAUGAUGAUCUUGACGUGUGAUAAUCUUUUCUUCAAAGACAUGACGCAAAAUGCCCGCCCUACCUUCCGGGGCAAAACAAGGGACUGGUUUGCUGUGCAUUGAGUGCCAUUCUUAGAUGAACGCCUAAGUCACCUGGUUUUCGUAGGAGUGUGACAAUAUGUGUAUAUACUAAACUGUCCAGGUAUUUAACCUCAGUACAAUUAUCCAUACAUCUGCCCGUGUAUUGAUAUUUUUUGCUACUAUUACCUUCUUUCAUCAUUCCUCAUCAUUUAUUGGAACCCCAGUCUUGCAUGUUUAGGGGGCCAUCCUUCUACAAGUGGCUGGAAAUUUGACGGAUGUCACAGACGAAGAAGAAACAAACAGAGGCGGUUGAACUUAAGAGUUAUAUUGUGGAUCGAGGUGCUUGUCAUGAAAAAUUAUCAAAUAAAUAAUAUUUGUCCAUUA